This is a messenger RNA of Acinonyx jubatus (cheetah), 3139 nucleotides long. It is a transcript of the gene CNBD2, whose product is annotated as cyclic nucleotide binding domain containing 2. Bases 1634 to 3112 code for a protein of 492 amino acids. Gene Ontology annotation, biological process: spermatogenesis. The record is from RefSeq and is a predicted model, not a curated record. Gene Ontology annotation, molecular function: cAMP binding. The transcript is spliced from 10 exons. NCBI's taxonomy places the organism in Eukaryota, Metazoa, Chordata, Mammalia, Carnivora, Felidae.
GCUUAGAUCUGUGUUUGGUUGUGGGGAUACUAGGCGGUGUAACAUCCCCACUGAUCCUCAAGGAGCUAAGUAGAAAUUAAGGUGAGGUAACUUAUCUGGCAAGUUAAAUAACAGAAUCAGUUUUAUAGGAAUCCAGAGAAGGGAGUCUCUGAAGACUGGGUGUGGCAAGAGAGAUUUCCUAAAAGAAUCAGGGCCCCUCGUGGGCCCAAAGAAUCAGUUCUGUUCAUAGAAAGCAGAGGGAUCUGUGUUUUGUCAUAAAUGAACCCUGUAGAGAAAUCUCAGUGGGUUAUUGAUAGCAAAAGAGGGUUAGGAAGGAAGAAGAUUGGAUUCAGACCUUAAAAAUGGCCAACACUUCCAUAGUCCUCACUGGGAGCUGGGCCUAUUGUAAACCCUUUACAUGUAUUAGCUCUGCUAUUUAUACAGUUAGGUUCUGCUGUUCUCAGAUAGGGAAGGCUCAGGGAGAAGUGACUUGUCCCAGGACACACAGCUAGGAAGGAGCAGGCCAAGGUUCAAACCCAGGUACCUGGCGCCAGAGCCUGUGCAUUAUUAAUCACUGAGAAACACUGCCCUUGUGUGUGAACAUGCAAGGCUUCAGAUCUAUGGUCCAGAACUCAUCAUGUCCCACUUUCUUUUGGCUUCUGUGACAACUACAUUUAUGUAAGUCUUCUUACAUUCAUUCUUUCCAUAAAUUUUUAUUUUUAUUUUGUUGAGUGCCUACUACCUGUGAGGCAUUAUUCUAGAGUGGGGUAAAUAAGAUAGAUGAAGCCACUAUUGUGUUUAUAUUGGGGCUUGUAUUCUAGAACACCUAUAUCCAAUGGAACUUUCUGAGAUAAUGGAAGCAUUCAGUUGUCUGUGUUGUCCUGUAUAGUAGCUAGCAGACACAUAUAGCCCUUGUGGCUAGUGUGACUGAGGAACUUUUUUUUUUAAGUUUAUUUUUAGAGAGACAGAGACAAUGUGAGUGGAGGCGGGGCAGAGAGAGACGGAGAUAGAGAAUCCCAAGCAGGCUCUGUGCUGCUAGUGCAGAGCUCGACAUGGGGCUUGAACCCACUAAACCACAAGACCAUGACCUGAGCUGAAACCAAGAGUUGGACGAUUAAUAAACUGAGCCAUUCAGGUGUCCCCUGAGGAACUUAUUUUUUUAAUCUAAUUUAGUUUAAAUUUAAAUAGCCACACAUGUGGCUAAUGGCCACCAUAUUGGAUAGUGCAGUUCUAGAGUGAGUGAGGCAGGGUGUGUGUGUGUGUGUGUGUGUGUGUGUGUGUAGGAAGGGGAAAUGACAGAUAAUAAACACAUUAACAAAAAGGAAUAAGGUCAUUUCACAAAGUAUUAAUUGCUUUGAAAGAAAUGAUUCAGAGACUACAGACUGCUGGGAAGGGGGCCUACUAUUCUAGGUCAAAUGAUCCAUUAGGGACUCCCUGAGGAUGUGGUAACAUAGGAGCUGAGAACUGAAUAAAAAGGAGGAAGCAGCCAUGUGAAAAUCUGGGAGAAGGACAUUCCAGACAGAGGAAACAACCCAAGCAAGGACCACAGGACAUAAGUGAGCUUGGCACCUGCAGGAGAUGGGUAGAAAGCUAGAGACUGGAGAACACAGGAGAGAGGCAGGAGGGUCACCUUCCUCCAAGGGCCAUUCAGAUCAUGCAGAAGCUGCCUUCCUGGAGGACAGAGCCUGAGAUCCAGGCCCUCUAUAACCUCCUGCAGGUUCUGAACAGCUACCGCAACUACUCAGAGCCCCUGCAGCUGCUCCUGGCCAGAGUCAUGCGCUUUGAACGGUUUGGUCGCAGACGUGUGAUGGUCAAGAAGGGGCAGAGGGGCAACAGCUUUUAUUUCAUCUACAUGGGCACAGUCGCAGUGACUGAGGAUGAGGAUGGCAGCAGUGCCUUCCUGGACCCCCACCCAACGUUGUUGCACAAGGGCGACUGUUUUGGGGAAUUGGGCCUUAUGAGUCCUUCAGUAAGGAGGGCCACCGUGGUCUGUAUGGAAGAAACAGAGUUCCUGGUUGUCGACAGAGAAGAUUUCUUUGCUAAUAAGCUGGAUCAGGAAUUCCAAAAGGAUGCUCAGCAUCGGUUUGAAUUUUUUAGGAAGAUGGAUCUGUUUGAGUCGUGGUCUGAUGAAAAGCUCUGGAAGCUUGUAACCCUGGGGAAGGUGGAGAAGUUCUCGUAUGGCCAGCUGGUCUUAAAAGACUUCAUAGAAUCACCCUCCAUCAUGUUUGUCUGCAAGGGCAGCUGUGAAGUCCUGCGUCUGAUAGACCUUGGGACCUCGCCUUUCUACUACAAGUGGAUCUGGCAGCAUCUGGAGCUGAUAGACGACACAUCUCUGAAGACCCACCUCAAUGAACCUUCUCCUGUGGAGAGAUUUAAGGAAUUCCAGAUAAAAUCAUAUCCUGUACAGGACUUUAGUACUCUGAAACUUAAGCACCUCCAGAAAGCCUGGGAGCAACAGGGGUCCAGCUUCAGUAGGAGGAUUAAAACCUCAGGAAAUACUCUUCCAAAGACCUUGGGCCCGAAGAUCAAAUCUAGGCAUCCACAUUCCCUCGAAUGUCCCAUGAUCAAUACUGAGUAUGGUGAACUCCCUGAGGAGGCUGCAGUGGGCGCCUACAUCAAGAUCCACACUGUAGAGGAAGGAGAAACUGUGGGCCUUCACCAGAUCCUCCUCCCGGAGAACCAGCGUGACAUGCGGCCCCUGGUCCUUGUGAGCCUGGGAGCCGAGGUGAUACGGAUAAGGAGAGAAAAAUUUUGGGAACUGAUUGACAGCGAGGUAAAAGAGAAGUUGUACAGAUUCCAGAUCAAGUACCCCAGUGAUGAAGAUAUGUGCCAGAAGUUCCUCCAGGAGAACAGCUGGAAUAUCUUUCGGAAGGACCUGAUGCGGCUGCUGCUGAAGCCUCGCCAGCGUCCAUCAUUCAUUCCAAUCCGGCCCAAGAAGAAAGGGAUCUACAACCCCAAGAGUUUGGUGCUGGAUUUGUGUAGCCUCGACAAGGAGACUAAACCUUGUUAUCCCAUUUUUAUGGCACCCCAGAAAUACCUCCCCCCAUUGAGGAUUGUCCAAGCCAUCACAGCCCCCCGGUACAAAAUCCAAGAACUCCUGCCUCAGUAUAAGAAUGCAGGAGUCCUUGUUUAGACCCAAUAAAAGAUGGGUUGGUCACCA